AUGUUAUCGCGAGUCGCCCGUCAGAAAAAUGCCCUCUUCCACCUGCGGAAGGCUGCUGCCGUCCGAACAUUAGGCGUUUCUCCAGUGGUACGCCUGCAUUCGAGCUCGAGCCGUCCGAGUCCCAUCGUGACCUCGCAAUGCACUUCGGCACAAGAACGGCCUCGAAGGCCCUCUUUCCAGUCGCAUCGCAACCUCGCUACCGCCACCGACCACUCCCCACUCGAUCAGGGGUCCUACAUGGGUUUAGACGACUCGCCGUACCCCCCGACCAUCAACCAGUCAUCGGCUUUUCGAAUGUCUGAUCCAUUCGAUACUUCGUCUUUGAUUGUUCUUAACGAAAUUCCACAGACCCAGCCAAAAAUCUUGCGGAAAAUACGAGGAAUUGGUGGCGAUGAGGAUGAAAUGAUGGCGAACUUUGAUAUGUCAAUAAAGGUCGGUCGAUUUGAUCGGGCGGCGGCUUUGAUCAGCCGUUUGAAGACCUUCUACCCUGUCGAUUCCCCGGAGUUUCUGGCUCUUCACAACCGCUACCUGAAGGCAAUGGUCUCGCACAUGAUUGUCACCCGGCAAUCUGAGAUGGUUUUGCCAUUGCAGAAAUGGUUUGAGGUCGAUAUGCCGGAUGGUGGUGUGAAGCCAGAUGCCACUACGUUCGCGGUCAUGAUUCGUAUGUCCCUGCGUAUGCUCCACGGCUCUAAACGGGACAGGUCGGUUCGCCGGUACUGGGGCCUUGCCAAGCAGGCAGACCUUCAUGAGGAUCUUCUGGCAAGCGAGGUGCUUACAGACUUGGAUCUUGGUGAAUUAUCCAAGAUCUGUUACUCCUAUUUACUCACUCCUACGAUCGAGCCGACAGACUUCGAUGAGGACGUACCUGAGAGCUCCUCUGCAAGCACAGAUAAAAACCCCGAAGUACUUGCUGCGGAGCAGAAGGGUUUGGGUCUGUCUUCUCUGAAAGAGUCGCUAGCCCUUUUCACCGAUAGUUCACAAAUCACCUUGCCUAAAGAUUUCAACGGUACGGAAGAAGAAAAGAGAGAGCUCUACGCCCAGCUCCGACAACAGCGUCUUGAAUCCGACACAAUGAGGACGGCCUCGAAUCGAUGGCGUGCUGAGUUUGAGGGAAGAGUCAAAUCCGGCGUGGACGUGACUUCGGGUAAGUCAAGGCUCAAGUCCGUGAUGAGCCAAUGGCAUACAGAUCUCGUGGAGGGCAUUCAGAAAGAGAUCAAGCUUGCCGAAGAAGCUGAAACCCAGCCAAUCCGCACCGAGGAGCAAAAAGCUCGUUGCGAACAUGGCGUAUUUUUGCAGUCCCUGGAGCCUGAUCGUUUAGCUGCUGUCACUAUUCUCUCUGUCAUGGAUGUGUUCACCCGACAUGGAAUGCAAAGAGGAACCAAGGUUUCGACAGUUGCAGCAUCGAUCGGUAAAAGUGUUCAAGACGAAUUGAUCGCCGAUGUCUAUCUCAAAAAGAACUCGACCUCUAGCUCUCGUCGCGUCAAGAUGCUGAAGGAAAUGCUUGCUGGCCGCAGGAGCAAGGAUGGUCGCCUACAGUGGAAAGCACUGUCUGAGAAUCUGCAGAAAGAAGAGCCGCAGUACGCCUGGACGCCACGAGUUACCGUCAGAAUUGGAGCUGUUUUGAUGGGCCUGCUAUUUGAAGUUGCAAAGGCCCCCGUGAGAAGUACAGACGCCAAAACUGGGAAAGUCACUACGAUUAUGCACCCGGCUUUCCUGCACGCCUACGAAAUGAACUUCGGAAAGCGAUUGGGACUCUUUCACAUGAACCCUGAAAUUAUCGACAUCAUCACCAAAGAACCACCGGCGGAUCUUCUAGGUCGUCAUCUUCCUAUGAUAUGCAAACCCCAGCCAUGGACAGGGGCGAAGAAAGGGGGAUAUCGUCUAUACCAAAGCAACAUUGUUCGAGCCACCCCUGGCGAGACGCUGCAGCCAGCCUAUGUGAAAGCGGCUUUGGAGAAGGGUGGCCUCAAGGAUAUUCGAAAGGGUCUCGACGUUCUUGGAAACACCGGCUGGGUCAUCAACCGCGAGGUAUUUGACGUGAUGCUGGAGGCCUGGAAUUCUGGGGAGGGUAUUGCGAGCUUGGCACCCCUUGAUCCGGAUCUGCCCGUCCCACCAAAACCAGAGGCAGACGCUGGCUAUAAUGCCGAAAAGGAGUGGCAACUGAAAAUGCGUGAUAUGGAGAACCUUCGGGGUGGUUAUCACUCCAUGCGAUGCUUCCAGAAUUUCCAGUUGGAAGUUGCGCGUGCUUUCCGCAAUGAGACCUUCUACCUUCCACACAAUAUGGACUUCCGCGGCCGAGCUUAUCCGCUUCCACCUUACCUCAAUCAGAUGGGUGCCGACAACGCUCGCGGAUUGCUCCUAUUCAGCGAAGCCAAGCCACUCGGUGCAGGCGGAUUACGCUGGUUAAAAAUUCAAAUUGCCAACUUGGCUGGCUUUGACAAAGCGAGUAUGUCGGAGCGUGAACAAUUUGCGAUGGACCAUCUUGACGAAAUUCUGGACUCUGCCAACAAAGGCCUUCAUGGCAAGCGGUGGUGGCUGAAGGCUGAAGAUCCAUGGCAAUGUCUGGCGGCUUGCUGUGAACUCCGCAAUGCCUUGGCCCUCCCCGAUCCCACUGAGUAUGCCUCUCGCCUUCCGAUUCACCAAGACGGCUCUUGCAAUGGACUUCAGCAUUAUGCUGCCCUAGGCGGUGACAAAAUUGGUGCUCAGCAAGUCAACCUAGAGCCAUCUGAUCGACCAUCGGAUGUUUACACCGGUGUAUCCGAUUUCGUGAAGAGAUCUGUAGCCAAGGAUGCUGCUGAAGGCAACAAGGUCGCACAGGUUCUCGAUGGCAGGAUCACCCGCAAGGUUGUGAAACAGACAGUCAUGACCAACGUCUACGGUGUGACAUUCAUGGGGGCAAUGCGGCAAGUUCGCCGACAGCUCAAUGACCACUUUCCGGAUCUUUCCAACGAGGUGAAGAAGGACGGUGCGCUUUAUAUUGCUCGGAAAAUUUUUGAGGCCCUAGGGUCUAUGUUCAACGGAGCCCACGAUAUUCAAUACUGGCUUGGCGACUGCGCUACUCGCAUCACCCAGUCUUUGACACCAGGGCAGAUCGAGUCGAUGGCAAAUCAGGCUUUGUCACCCGCCGAGUCUUCCGAUAAAGGUUCUGUUAGGGUCGAUCCAACCAAGAAGUUCCAGUCGACCGUCAUCUGGACUACUCCUCUUGGUUUGCCUGUGGUUCAGCCAUACCGCACCCGAAAAGCGCGUCGUGUCGUGACCUCGCUGCAAACCGUCAGCAUCGUCGACCCUAGCGCCGAAGAUGUGGUUUCGCGUCGUAAACAGCUCCAGGCCUUCCCUCCCAAUUUCAUCCACUCACUUGAUGCCACUCACAUGAUCAUGUCUGCCAACGCUUGCAAUGAUGCUGGCCUCACUUUCUCCGCUGUGCACGAUUCCUUCUGGACCCAUGCCUGUGAUGUUGACUCCAUGAACUCCAUUCUGCGUGACGCAUUUGUGCAAAUGCACUCCGAUGACAUUAUUGGACGCCUUGCCGCGGAGUUCGAUGUUCGUUUUGGCAAGAAUUUGUUCUUGGCCAAGGUUGACGCCAACAGUGCAAUUGGUCGCACUCUGCGGGCUCGCCGCACCACCUCGACGCGCAACUCAAGGCUCGUGGAGUUGAUUGAGGAGCACCGCCGUCAGACUUUGCUACGGUCAGAUGACCCCGCGGAUCAGGCCGAGGGACGCGCCAUGGAAACCUCCGCUGCUAUCUUCGAGAAGAUGGGUGGUACAGACAAGCACUUGGCUAUCGCUAGCACCCUGGGAGAGACCACUGUCGGGCAUGUCCCCGACGACCUGGCCGCCGCCGAGCGAGGCCCUUCUUCCAAUGUCGACACUAGUGACCCGGCCAUCCAAAGUCUCUUUACCGAAAUCGACAUGAUGGAUUCCAAGUCUGCCGCUCCCGAUGCUGAUGUUGUGGACGAGGUUACGGCGGCAGACGCCAUUGGGGAAGACAAGGUGCCGACCAAGCAGAAGAGGAAGCAAAAGCCACACACAUGGGUCUGGCUGCCUCUACGCUUCCGACCUGUUCCUGCCAAGGGCGCAUGGGAUCUGACCCGGAUCCGUGACAGUCAGUACUUCUUCUCUUGA
This is a messenger RNA of Penicillium canariense, 4122 nucleotides long. Its product is annotated as DNA-directed RNA polymerase. The record is from RefSeq and is a predicted model, not a curated record. Gene Ontology annotation, cellular component: mitochondrial DNA-directed RNA polymerase complex. NCBI's taxonomy places the organism in Eukaryota, Fungi, Ascomycota, Eurotiomycetes, Eurotiales, Aspergillaceae. Gene Ontology annotation, biological process: mitochondrial transcription. The transcript is spliced from 2 exons. Gene Ontology annotation, molecular function: mitochondrial promoter sequence-specific DNA binding; DNA-directed RNA polymerase activity. The coding region runs from base 1 to 4122 and encodes 1373 amino acids.